Spinacia oleracea (spinach) is the source of this 1002-nucleotide messenger RNA. RefSeq names its product sphingosine-1-phosphate lyase-like. Gene Ontology annotation, biological process: sphingolipid catabolic process. Gene Ontology annotation, cellular component: endoplasmic reticulum. The transcript is spliced from 10 exons. NCBI's taxonomy places the organism in Eukaryota, Viridiplantae, Streptophyta, Magnoliopsida, Caryophyllales, Amaranthaceae. Bases 1 to 1002 code for a protein of 333 amino acids. The record is from RefSeq and is a predicted model, not a curated record. Gene Ontology annotation, molecular function: sphinganine-1-phosphate aldolase activity.
AUGUAUAAAUUUAAGCAGAUGAGUAUAGAAGUUGCCACUCUCUCUGACUGUAAAUUUUGGUGGUACAUAAUUGCAAAGCAGUUUUUUAGCUCAGAGCUGUCUUUCAGGCAGUGCUUGAAUAUGAGAAGGCAGCAGAGGUUUCUCUGUUCUGAUGAGGAGAUUGACAGGCCAGAGUUGUUAUCAUUGGUCCAACUACAUAAUGCACAGUUUCAGUACAUUGUAACUCUUACUCAGAAAUGGUUUACUGAUUUGUUGUUUUGCAAAGAUGUGUUAAGACUUUCAUCUUUAGUUAUUCUGCUGUUGAAUAUAGCUGGUCCUUGUGGAUAUAUGUUUGGUCUAAUAUGGUCAAUCUCUGCCAGGUUUGCACAUACCAACCCGUUACAUUUGGAUGUUUUCCAAAGUGUCGUUCAUUAUGAGGCAGAAGUAGUUGCAAUGACAGCUGCACUACUUGGAAGUAAGGAAAAGGCUUCUGGAGGUCAAGUAUGUGGAAGCAUGACUUCAGGAGGCACCGAGAGUAUACUAUUGGUUGUCAAAUCUUCACGCGAUUAUAUGAGAACCAAGAAGGGAAUAAAAAAACCAGAAAUGAUUAUCCCUGUAUCUGCCCACUCAGCAUAUGACAAAGCUUCCCAGUAUUUCAACAUUAAACUUUGGCGUCUUCUUGUGAUUAGUGAACUUCAGGCUGAUGUGAAAGCUAAUAUGCGAUAUAUUAACAAAAAUACCAUCAUGGAGCUUGGCCAACUAGCGACGAGCUUUGGUGUCUGUUUCCAUGUUGAUCUUUGUCUUGGUGGCUUUGUUCUGCCUUUUGCACGGAAACUUGGGUAUUGGCUUGUAUCCAAUUCCACCCUUUAUUUCUCUGUCCAAGGAGUUACCUCAAUGUUUGUUGAUGUACACAAAUAUGGUUUGUCCCCCAAAGGAACCGUAGUACAGUUCUCUACCGAAAUCAUGAAAAUUAGGAAGUGCUUAGUCUCUGAUAUUGUGGAACUUGUUCCCUUGUCUGAGUAG